CAGUUUGGGAGCGCCGGCCCGGCAACAGAUGGCGGCGGUGGCUGGUAGGACAUCCAGCACAAAUCUGACCGGGUGUAGGCACCGAUGUCCGGACCAGCGAACAGAGUCAGUCGUCUGAAGAAGAACCAGGAGACGACUUCCAUAUUCUGACCUCAUUGAGGAUUUCUUGACUUGACACUCUUGGAUUUUUCCUCCUUUUUUAUUUAUUUUUUUUUUUUUACCUUCGUUCUCUGCUGGAGGCCGCAGAAGCCUCGGGCUAGAUUUGGCGAUACGCCCGACCGGGUGCGAGAAGGCAUCUGAGGAAUUUUUCUUUUAGGGAAAGUGUCAUAAAAUGUAUUUGCCAGGUUUUUACGUGUCGGAGUCGUAACACAUGUGUCGUAUAGAGUCGGCUGUGUUUACCCGACGGACAAAGGCGAAAUUAAUGUUGAGCAGAAGAAAGUUAAGUAGUUAGCUAGUUAGCUAGCUUCCAUGCUAGUUAGCCACACAGCGGCGAAACUCUUGGGUGUUGAAUGAAUGAAUGAAUGAAUUGUCGACAGCCCGCAUCUUACUAUAGCAGCUGAUCGUUGUCGUUACACGAAGACGUCGAAAGAUACAUCGUCCAUUAGACGACGGUAAUUGUGCCACAACGGGGCGAGCCGAGCACCACAUACCCACAGAUGGACAGGAAUGCGAGUCCUGGGAGUCGGACGGCGGUGGUUCAUUAGCGCACAGAGAGAUAGUGUAGUGUCGGCACAGACUCGUCGCCCUGUAAUGUGUCUGAGGCCGGGCGAGGCUUACUGCAGCUAGCCGUCGAAACUAUUUGCACCACUCGGACUCGGCUGCGAAACAAGCGAGAAGCGCACAGCCCGGGUCCGGGCCAUGGGGAACACGGUGUCGUGCUGCGUCUCCCCCGAGUCGAGCCCCAAGCUGCCGUCGAGGCAGCCGGCGGAGCGACUGGAGGAGAUCCAGACCAGCACCGAGGUGAGCGACGACAACACCGUGCCCUACCUGCAGCACAUCAGCGACAGAGAGGUGCCCGACGAGCUGGCACUGGAGUCCAACCCUUCAGACCACGCCCGAGCGAGCACCAUCUUCCUCAGCAAGUCUCAGACAGACGUUCGAGACAAGAGGAAAAGCAACCACAUAAAUCACAUCAGUCAUGUAUCUCCUGGUCCACUGUCAAAGAAAUACAGCUCCUGUUCCACAAUCUUCAUAGACGACAGCACCGUCAGCCAGCCAAACCUCAAAAGCACAAUCAAAUGUGUCACAUUAGCAAUAUACUACCACAUCAAAAACAGGGACUCAGACAAGUCACUGGACAUCUUUGAUGAGAAGUUGCACCCUUUAUCAAGAGAGCCAGUGCCAGACGACUACUCCCACGUCGACCCAGAACACAAACUGAUCUACCGCUUUGUCCGGACGCUCUUCAGUGCUGCACAGCUCACAGCAGAAUGUGCCAUCGUCACUCUCGUGUACUUGGAACGCCUGCUGACCUACGCCGAGCUGGAUAUCUGCCCCGCCAACUGGAAGCGCAUCGUCCUGGGAGCAAUCUUGUUGGCCUCCAAAGUCUGGGAUGACCAGGCUGUGUGGAACGUCGACUACUGCCAGAUCCUGAAAGACAUCACGGUGGAGGACAUGAACGAGAUGGAGCGUCAGUUCCUGGAACUUCUCCAGUUCAACAUCAACGUGCCGGCCAGUGUCUACGCCAAGUACUACUUUGAUCUGCGGCAGCUGGCCGACGACAACAACCUCAGCUUCCCCCUGGAGCCUCUCAACAACCAGCGUGCCCAGAAGCUAGAGGCCAUUUCAAGACUAUGUGAAGACAAGUAUAAGGACCUGAGCCGUUCCGCAAUGAGACGAUCCUGCAGCGCAGACAACCUGAUAGGUAUACGACGCUCCAAUGCUGUGCUGUCAUAGGCCACACUACCGCCGCCAUUUGCCCCUCUUGAUUCCCCAAAGCCCACUUCACCCCGACACAAACACGGCCGCCUCACAGGGUUCGACACAGCCGCACCAGGCAGUAAUCAGGCUAGAAAUGUUACUGUGUGACUCGCCCCUGGACAGUUGUUCUCAUCACAGCCGUAGAGCUGCAUGAUUGUGAAAUCUAAAACUUCCCACACAGCUGUUGUUGUUUUGUUUUUUUUUACAAAUCCCUAAUUUAUUUCUUGAUGGCCCCUCAUGUCCAUGACACAGUGUGGUAGGAAUGACUCUGGUGCAGUCGAUCACUAAGGAGUAGUCUUGGGAUUGUCAGAAAAACAAUUUCAAAUAUUGUCCAAGGUAGCCUUAAAGGGGCAGUAAGUGAUCUUGAUCCAAUCCACCACAAAACACUGUGUGCAGUUUGUAAAAAUCACUCCUGACACGUUAAGAGACGUGCUA
This is a messenger RNA of Scophthalmus maximus (turbot), 2355 nucleotides long. It is a transcript of the gene ccnyl1, whose product is annotated as cyclin Y-like 1. Lineage: Eukaryota; Metazoa; Chordata; Actinopteri; Pleuronectiformes; Scophthalmidae. The record is from RefSeq and is a predicted model, not a curated record. Gene Ontology annotation, cellular component: plasma membrane. Gene Ontology annotation, molecular function: protein kinase binding; cyclin-dependent protein serine/threonine kinase activator activity. Gene Ontology annotation, biological process: regulation of cyclin-dependent protein serine/threonine kinase activity; regulation of canonical Wnt signaling pathway. Bases 859 to 1896 code for a protein of 345 amino acids. The transcript has 10 exons.